This is a messenger RNA of Xenopus tropicalis (tropical clawed frog), 7839 nucleotides long. RefSeq names its product tensin 3 (gene tns3). Gene Ontology annotation, cellular component: focal adhesion. The record is from RefSeq and is a predicted model, not a curated record. Bases 271 to 4497 code for a protein of 1408 amino acids. Gene Ontology annotation, molecular function: hydrolase activity; phosphoprotein phosphatase activity. The transcript has 28 exons. Lineage: Eukaryota; Metazoa; Chordata; Amphibia; Anura; Pipidae.
UGUUUUAGAAAACUCCCGAAUCUAACAAGGGAAAUCAAAACAAGAAGCACUAAUUUUCAUUUCUCUACAAUGUACGUUGGAGUUAUCCUAACUGGACGGAGCUUUGUGGAUUUCCUGAUUUAAAGAACUAAAUAUUUCAGCACCUCCUUCCCAACCUGGCUGAUCAUUUACAGUGCUCCAAUCUCCAUUGCCUAGAGCAAUUCCCAGUUCCAGCUGCUGGUUUAAGGUCUCUAUGUACUGUUUGCUACCUAGUGGACAGGCAGAGGGACCAUGGAGCACAUCGUGGAAGAAUGCUAUGAACUUGAUCUCACCUAUAUCACAGAACGCAUCAUUUCAGUUUCUUUUCCAAGAAGUUCCUCAGAAGAGGCUUACAUCCAUAACCUACAGGAUGUUACGUGCAUGUUGAAAUCAAAACAUGGAGACAGUUAUUUGGUUUUGAAUCUAUCCGAAAAAAGAUAUGAGCUUUCCAAACUCAACACUGAGGUCAUGGAUGUGGGUUGGCCAGACUUCCAUGCUCCCCCACUAGAUAAGAUGUGCACUAUCUGUAAAGCUAUGGAGUCUUGGUUGAACAGUGACCCUUUACAUGUGGUUGUAAUUCACUGCAGAGGUGAAAGGGGAAGAAUAGGAGUUGUCAUAUCAUCAUAUAUGCAUUUUACCAAUAUUUCUGCAAGUGCUGACCAAGCUCUUGAUCGCUUUGCCAUGAAGAAAUUUAUUGAUGAUAAAGUAUCAGUAUUACUUCAACCAUCCCAGAAAAGAUAUGUUAAUUUUCUGAACGAACUUCUAUCUGGAUUGGAAAAAAUGAAUGUGAUGCCUCUCUUCUUGCAUUCAGUUAUUCUCCACGGCAUUCCAAAUUUUGAUUCAGCAGACAGGUGUCAAUUCUUCCUAAAGAUCUACAUUGCCAUGCAACCUGUGUAUACAUCAGGAAUUUACCUUGUUGGCCCAGAAAACCAGGGUAAAAUCUAUAUUGAAAUUGAACCAGCCCAGCUUAUCAAGGGAGAUAUUAUGCUCAAGUGUUAUCAUCCGUCUGUCACACGUGAUCUUGUUUUCAGACUACAGUUUCAUACGGGGGCUAUUCAUAGCCAUCGGGUGAUAUUUUGCAAGGAGGACCUGGAUCAUGCUAAUAUUGAUGACAGAUUCCCUGAAUAUGGGAGAAUAGAACUGGUAUUUUCGGGAGGUCCUGAAAAAAAUCCAGAAAACUUUUAUAACAACCAGGGAGUAACAAUUGACUACAAUACCUCUGAUCCUCUAAUAAGAUGGGAUUCAUAUGAAAAUACAAACAUUGUCAGUGAAGGCUUCUCACACACACAGGGGCCUCUUGAUGGUAGUUUGUAUGCCAGAGUGAGAAAGAAGAGUACAUCAAAUGGAAUUACUACCGUUGCUGGAUCUGGUUUUCCUCUGACCAGGAGUCCUGACCACAGUGAACACUCUUUGUCUGUAAGCAGUGAUUCUGGUCAUUCCACUGCUUCUAUAAAGAACAGAGUGACAGCCGAAAAAUCUGGAUCCAUAAGCAAAAAAGGUUUAAGCCCACAAGAAAAAGUAGAACUGGAUCAACUGCUGAGUGGUUUUGGAGUAGAAAGCACAAUGUGUUCGUUAAAGAACAUAGCUGACGGUCAAAGCAACUAUGGUGGCGUUGAGAGAAUGAUCUCAGCUCGGAUUUAUGUAAAUGGAGAUGCCAAACUUAAAGACAGAGAAACGGACAUUCUAGAUGAUGAAAUGACAAAUAAUGAUUUGAAUAGUGUGGACAGCCUAGGUACUUUAUCAUCAUCCGAGGGUCACCAUUUUAAUAAUAUUGGAAAUUUCAGCUGUCAUGAGAGUAGUCAGAAUUCUUUGCUGUCUGAUGGCUUUAGCAACAAAAUUGGUGAGGAUCGCCAUGACGUAUUAACAUUGGAUUUUGGUGUGCCUGUGGAUUCCAUGUAUGAAAGAUCAUUUGCUGAUAGACAACUAAAACCAGUUUAUCUACCGCCUACCCAAGCCCCUGCCUAUGCACAAAGUAACUACUCUACUCAGUCUUGGGUACGUCAACAACAAAUGGUUAGUUCUCAUCGGUACGGUUAUUCGGCUGAUAAUGAACUUAUGUAUAACAUGCAUAGUUCUCUAGAGACUUCUAACAUUCCCAAUACACCAAAAGCCUCUGUGAUUCAAAAUAAGGGAUUCCCAUGUGAAAACAAAAUAACAGGUACUUUGGAAACAGAUUUGUCAGACUCUGUUCAAGACCAGGUUCCAAAGUGUAUUGAACAUAUAAUGCUGGAAAAGGAAACAAUAAAUCAAACAGAGAUAACAAACCAUGAUUUUCCCUCUUCUCCUACGCUGGAUAUAGACCAGUCAAUCGAACAGCUAAAUAAAUUAAUCUUGGAGCUGGAUCCAACAUUUGAGCCCAUUCCAACAAGAAUAAAUACAAGUUCUACUGUUGAAAGUUCCCUAAAUGCUAUUUUAAGUGGUGAUCUUGAGAAAGAUGGUAUACUCCUGCAAAGUCCUUUAGAAGCAAAGCAAGGGGGUGACAGCUUCCAAGAAGGUUCAAAAAAAGGCAGUGCAUCACUGGCAGCUGCCAGAAAACUGAGUUUUGGGCAGUAUGAUAAUGGUAACACAGACCCCCUGCAAUACUGCAGUUAUGGCUGGAAGACAUCCCCUGAACAGAUUGCCUCGACAAAAACCUUGCCCCUUAUUGGACAUUCAAAAGAGGGCCACACUCUUCAUUACCAGGGACAGUAUGAUGAAGUAGAUAAUAUCUUUUCAAGGAGUUCUCAAGGAGUUGAGACUGUUCCUCCAACACCUUCUUUUCCAGUAUCACCAGACACACCAUAUGUCAGAACUCAUCUCAGUUAUUCUCAGCCACAUGAAGAAGGAUAUCAUACACCCCAUUUGACAGAAAUACUUCAUUUAGGUGGUGAUACUUCAAAUUAUAGUGAAAGCCGUCACCAGACAGUGCUGGAAUCUGUUACUUCAAGUGACUUAAACUCUUCCUUGUGUAUGACUGAAAUGCAGAGACCAACAGUUCCAAAGCUGUCCAAUGCUGUGUUCUCCAGAAGAGAUGACUGUUCUUUGGAUAAUGAAAAUUUCUGGCUAGAAAAUUCCCCCACUCCCUUGUUGUCCUCACAGCCAUCUCUGAAGAGCAGAUCUCAAGUGAAUUGCCCGCUAUCAACAGAAUAUCCUAAUCCAAUGGUAGAGAAAUCAGUACUGACUCAGGAAACAACACUUAGCCUUGAGGCUCUUACAAUAUGCAAUCCAGAAUUUGCAUCAUCAAACUCUCAAGAUAUCCUUGCAAACCCACAUCUAUACUUGAACUUUGAUGGUACUGGUAAUAACCUGCCUUUGUUGGAUGAGAGACAUGUAGCAUUUAUGUCCAGUACCAAGGGUUCACCAAAAGUUGGAAGAUCAGCUGACUCUGCAAUUAACAGCAAAGAACAAAGAAGUCCAUUCCUACAACGUUCAGGAAAAAAAAAAUAUUCACAUCCUCCUCUUCCAGAGAAAAAAAGAAUAUCUGAAGGAGAACAUUCAUUUGGUUCUAUCUCUCCAUCUUCCAGUGGUUUUUCAAGUCCCAACAGUGGUAGUACAAUCAGCAUUCCAUUUCCCAAUGUCCUUCCAGACUUUUCUCAAGUAAUAAGUGAAUUUCCAGUUUCAGAAAAUUCUUCAGAUAAGCAUAUGACAGUGAAAUUUGUCCAAGAUACUUCUAAGUUUUGGUAUAAACCAGACAUUUCAAGAGAUCAAGCUAUUGCAGUUCUAAAGGACAAAGAACCUGGCUCUUUUAUUGUAAGAGACAGCCACUCUUUCAAAGGAGCUUAUGGCCUUGCCAUGAAAGUUGCUACUCCUCCUCCAUCUGUAUUGCAUAGUAGCAAGAAAGGUUUGGAUUUGACAAAUGAACUUGUCAGGCACUUCUUGAUUGAAUGUGUUCAUAAGGGAGUGAGAUUAAAGGGAUGUCCAAAUGAACCAUAUUUUGGUAGUUUGACAGCCCUGGUUUAUCAACAUUCCAUUACUCCACUGGCGCUACCUUGUAAAUUACUUAUACCAGACAAAGAUCCACUGGAAGAAAUUCCUGCAGCAACACCCCAGUCAGCUGCCAAUUCUGCUGCUGAAUUGCUGAAGCAAGGUGCUGCGUGCAAUGUUUGGUAUCUCAAUUCCGUGGAAAUGGAGUCACUUACUGGAUACCAAGCUGUGCAGAAGGCUUUAUCUAUAACACAGCUUCAGGAGCCACCUCCCAUCUCAACUGUAGUCCAUUUCAAGGUGUCUGCACAAGGAAUCACUCUAACUGAUAAUCAAAGAAAGUUGUUUUUCCGAAGACAUUAUCCAGUAAACACUGUGAUUUUCUGUGCUCUGGAUCCACAAGACAGGAAGUGGACAAGAGAUGGACUUUCUGCAAAAGUUUUUGGCUUUGUGGCGAGGAAGGGCGCGGGCAACCACAACAUUUGUCACCUCUUUGCAGAACAUGACCCAGAACAACCUGCUAGUGCCAUCGUAAACUUUGUGUCAAAAGUCAUGAUUGGCUCACAAAAGAAAAUGUAAAAACUCUUUCAGGAGAUGUUGGUUGGGGACUGAAAAAUGGUACCGUGAACCAUUUUCUUUUUAACAUGCAGUCUAAAAUGGACCUUAAGGAACUUACAAGGCUGAAACUAUUUUUAAUCUGAUUGAUAUUUUUCAUUUGGUGAUGCCUUACAUUAACUACAUUUUAAGUAAAAAAACAAAAAAACUUAUUUAGCUUUUCAGGAUUUUUUGAGAAAUUUGACUUAUCAAGCCAAUGCAGUUGUUUGGGGAAAAUUAAGUUAAUAUCUAUUUUCAUAUUUAAAUAGCACUAUGUUUUUUUUUAACUACAAUUGCUAUAACUUUAUUCAUUUUAUGUACUCUAAUAUGUUCAUUGACCAGGAUUGGAAAACAACUCUGACAUUUCUUCUCAAGAAAUUGGUAUUCAUAUUGGAACCAGAGCCAUCUCGGGUUUUUCUUUUUAGUUAACAGAUGCUCUUCACUCUAUUCUUUUGUACUUCAUAGGUUUUACAGAAAAAUAUACUUAUGGUAAACACUAGGUCAUGAGUUGUAUUCAUUUAUAAUUUCUGCAUAUUAGCCAUUUAUUCUUUUAAUAAAAUGGAGGAUUAACCCCACUUUUUAUUUGGGUUUAAGCAUUUGGAAAGUUAAAGUAUGUCAUUCUGAAAUGUUACGUGCAUGUUUUUGGGGGAGCUUUGAUAAUGAGUUGUUGUUUUUAUUAAUAUGGUAACAGAGGUAUAUUUUCAGUGAAGGUAUCCUGUGUGUAUUGAAGGUAGCUUUGGUUAAAGCAGUAAUGUGCUUGAAUUGCCCAAGGAUUUCAAGGAAAAUUAAUUGAGAAUUCUUUAAUAGAACAUCAUUAAACAGCAUUUUUAUGUUUUCACAACCAAACAUAGCUGAUGUAUUGUAAUAUCCUUUGAUUGUGUCCAUAACCGAGUCCUAGAACCCAUUAAUAUACUGGAUGAUCUUGCGUGGGCACCACAAUUGCCUUUCUCCAAGUAAGCGUGGAGACACGCUGUGGAGCUCUUCAGGCAGCCUGGUAGCACACUGCAGAAAUCCACCUCUAAAAACCCUCCUCCCAAGAUUCAAAUCCUUACCCACAAAAUCCAGCUGAAAAGCUGUAAACUUUAACCCUUUGCAGACCAUGGGGUUUCUUAAUUUUCUUUGACACUUGGCAGUAAAAUCCAUUCCGAGACAAACCCUGUAAUGUAAAAUAUACACCACCAGAGCAAUAGUACUUUUUUGUUUUUUUUUUAAGCUGGUUAGGUUUUGCUGUAUGUGGCAUGUGAAAGAUCUAUGUACAGUACAUUUGCAAGGUGUGCUUCUCACUAGGCUUGUAAAUAUGUAAGUUUGUGGAGAAAACCCAGGACAAGCCACCACUGUAGUAAUUCUUCUUUUUUAAUACUUGAAACAGAAAAGUGUGCUCAACUUUUCUCCUGCUGCCGAAUGGUUUUGGAAAUAUUAAAUGCAUCAGACACCUUUUUCACCCACCCUGUCAGAAUAUUGUACCACCUCAUAAAAUGUGACACUUAAUGGAAUCCAGUUUAAACUAAUAUACCAUUGCUCAACACAAGACUGAAAAUAUUAGCAUUAAUGUGAGCCUGCACUAAGCUAUUCUUCCAAGAUGCUGGCUAACAGCUAACAUGGAUAUAUGGGUAUUCACAUUUAUACCAUGUGCAUUGAUUAUAAAUAAGGCUUUCCAAACAAUGCAAAAACAGUUUCUUAAAACUGAAACACGCUGAUGGCAAAUUACAAUUGAUAGACUGGAAAGUUUAUUAGUUACUAGUUAAGACUAAGUGCAGCUUGGCUAUGAGGGGAAAAACUAAGUUCACUCGCUAUAAUACUAUUUUGAUGUAGAUUUAGAUCUCCUUAAGUGAGAUGGCUUAGUUUGCUGUAAUUAAAUAAUCUACUUGAUGAAUCUAGAGUAUGUAUUGACCUCUAAAGUGGCCUUGUGGACAAAAUGGUUUUGUUUCUAACCCAGCUAAAAUAGCUUCUUUUAAUCUCUGUGUGACAAAGUUGAAAAUCCUGUGUUUUUGUUUGUAUCUUUCUUUUCUAGCUCUCUUAUAAUAACAGUGUAAUAAUUAAAGUACUUCUGUACCCUUUUCUGCUGAAUUGUGCUCCGUACAGGAGAGCAGCUAUGUACAGGCUACUAGAAGAUUUAUGUUUUUGCCUCUGUUAAUGCUUUGUAUCGAGUUGCCCUUUGCAUUCUGCUUGCCAUGUCCCUGGCCACUAGCCCAGCAACCCAGUUGACAUUUUACCACUACAGGCGGUCUGAUAGAGGUGAUAAGGACUGUUGUGGGCAGCCAGCCUAAGUACGACACUGUCUGUAAUAGCUGCACAGAUGAUAUGAAAGAAAACUUCUGGAAAUAUACAACUCACCAUUUAAACACACUUAUUUUACUUACAUUUAUAAUUCUGUAUGUGAAGCCUUCUAAAUUUUAACUUCUACAUAAUAUGCAAAAUACAAUCAGAUCAAUUUUUCUCUUCCACCAUUGAUCAUAGAAGAUUAUUUUUAUUUCAAUGCUCAAAUGUUUUUCUUAUACUUGUGGACCAAACUGGGGAAAGUUUCUUUUUAAACGGGCAAUAUACCAACCUUUUUCAUAAGCUCAUUCAGUUGGGCGUAUGUAGAAAUAGUACAUAAACAAUAUCUGAAUUUCAUUGCAUUGCAUUGUACUGUGAGCCUAAGGGUACCUGGUCCCAAAUUGAGAGACUAUAAUGGUUUCCUUUUAAUCUAUGAAUAUGUCUGUGUUAAAAGUUCAGAUCCAUAUGCCUAAUUAGAUGAGCUCAUAUCAAAGAGGAGGCAUAUUUCUCUUUUAACUUUGACAUGCUUUUAUGGUGUGCACAUUUAAUGGUAUAUUACCAUAUUUUGUAUGAAAUAUUUUAUGAUGUAGUACAUAAAACUAUAAAUUUAAUAAAUGUGUAUCAGAAUUGAUUUUCAUACUAAAGAUAUAUUGAUGACAGCACUUCAGUUUUAGUUUUUAUCAGAUUGUAUACAUAUAUACUCUGUUUGUAAUAUUAUAAACAACAUGUAUUGCCUUUAAUAACGCUUUUAAAUUGCACAGCUUUAUUACACAGUGUUAAUACAUAUAAAGCAAAAUAUUUAAAAGCCAUAUCUAUUCCUAAUUACUCCAGUGUAUUUAUCAUUCUACUGUAAUGUCCUUUAUAAAAAAAAAAACAAACCUUUUCUAUCUUGUAUAAAAUGUAUUCAUUAUGUAAAAUGUCAUGCUCGACACAUCUGAUGUAUAGCCACUUGCCUUUGACAUUUCGACUUGGCUUUAUUCAGACUAUCAUAAACUGUGAGUUCUAAACAAUAUUGUUUUUAUUUUUUUGUAUAAAAUUAAGAAUCAUGAUAAUAAAUGCUAUUAAUACAGA